Messenger RNA from Fomitopsis serialis, 987 nucleotides. RefSeq lists its product as uncharacterized. NCBI's taxonomy places the organism in Eukaryota, Fungi, Basidiomycota, Agaricomycetes, Polyporales, Fomitopsidaceae. The record is from RefSeq and is a predicted model, not a curated record. Bases 41 to 709 code for a protein of 222 amino acids. The transcript has 2 exons.
UGCACGUGUCGCUCAGCGUCAAGCUCAGCUGCGUACGUUGAUGAAGACGAACUGGCUCGGGCACGAACAACUCUGCCUGCGAAGGUUACUGACUGCCGGCCAGAAAGCCAAGACAACACUGUUCUCGUACGUUUACAACAUGACUACGGACAUGGACACCCUGUAUGCGAUGAAAGUCUGCUUUCAGAAGGAAUCUCAGUUCCCAGCAGUCCGAGUCGGAGAGGUGGCGGCGAUCGGCGAAGCAAGAACGAGUGUAUUGUCAAGUCAAGCGUAUGCGGAUUCACUUGCGCGACUGUCAGGGAAGUCAUCCUCCACCCCUGGCAAUCAAUUGCAAUACGAUAGUCUGGACAGCACUGCUACUGUUUUGAUAGGUCGCAUGGUGCUGGACACGUUCACUCGCGCGCAUACGGAACUUGAUGACAGCCCUCUUGACUUGGACUCAAACCAUUGCUUAGCCGGACUCAUCCGCGCUAUGCCUCUCGCCCAUGGAAGCAAAGCCUGCAUGACUUUGUUUCAGCAUCUACGUGAUGACCAACUGUCCAUGGCCCAACGAAGAGCCACACUGGACGUUGUACAAAAUAUAUAUGUACCAGUCGACUUCCUCGCGGAGGACAGGAUGUACCGGCAGAAUUUCAGGAUGCAGGAGGCGAGAACAUACGACUGUGCGCCGCAAACCGAGCUAUAUCGCCUGAGCGACGUUCAAGCAUAGACUGGGAGUGCAUACAGACUGUACUCACGACGGUCUACGCACACGAUGACCCUGUAUCCACCAUCCAAAUCAUGACAACCGUCCUGGCCAUAUGCAUGUUGUCCGUCAGAAACGAGCACACAUUGCCAGCCGAGCCGUACAGGGGAGCUUACCUGGCCGACAUGCUCCACCGAUUCGACGAGCACUUGGCUACCCUCCGCCGCAAGGAGCUGAAGGACGCUGUGCAACACCUCUCUCCCGCGGCCGUAUGCAGACUCGAUUGGGUGUUGAAUCGCAUG